Penicillium paradoxum is the source of this 951-nucleotide messenger RNA. RefSeq lists its product as uncharacterized. The record is from RefSeq and is a predicted model, not a curated record. The transcript is spliced from 2 exons. Gene Ontology annotation, biological process: retrograde vesicle-mediated transport, Golgi to endoplasmic reticulum. Lineage: Eukaryota; Fungi; Ascomycota; Eurotiomycetes; Eurotiales; Aspergillaceae. The coding region runs from base 1 to 951 and encodes 316 amino acids.
AUGUCGGAAGAAUCACCAGCACAGCGAUCCGCUCGAUUGCGCCGUGAGCGCCGCGAGGCAAAGAUCAAGGAAGGAGGCUCAGCGCGCCUCGACAAGAUCACCAGUCUGAGUGGACGGACGCCCCAAUCCGACCGCGAAGAAGCCUCUCCAUCCCCUCAACCCGCAAUCUCCGCAUCCGCCUCUCCAGCACCCUCAAAUCCCCAGUUUCAACACUCGGCAUCCUCGCAACCGGAAAUGCAGUCACCAGACGCUAUCCGCGCCCAGCAGGAAGCCUUCCUCUCACUGCUGCGACAGUCUGUCCCGCCACAAGGCCAAGGCCUGCAACCCGACCCGCAAGCGCCAAAUGGCCUGCAAGCCCAACAAGAUAUGUUCCGCGCAAUGCUGAGACAAGGCGCACCGGAACAGGGACAGGGCCAACAACCCAACGACGAGGACCCCACAAUGAAACUGCUGAGCUCUCUCAUGGGUGCCAUGCCUGGCGGUGACCCCAAUGCUCCACCUGGUGCGCCUCCAGCUGGUGCAGGAAAUGGACCAGCACCUGGAUUCUCGCUUGCUGCCAUUGCAUCAAUGCUCGGCGUGCCUCCUUUCCUCGCGAAUAUGCUGGGUGGAGCCGCACCGCCAACGGAGGCGGAGCAGAAGAGGGCUCGGGUCUGGAAGACGUUGCAUACUGUUUUCGCUUUGGCGGUUGCUGUUUACCUGCUGUUUAUCAUUAGCAGUUCGGUCGCCUUGUUCGGAAAUCCCCCGCCCAAGCCUGCGACGGCACAGAACCCCUUCGCGAUCUUCGUGACGGGCGAGUUGCUUUUGACCGGAAGUAAGGUGUUGUUUGGUGGGAAGUCGGGAAUGGGAAUGGCAGUGCAGCUUUUGAAAGACAUUGUCCGGGAUGGCAGCGUUGUGCUGUUCAUGUUAGGCAUGGGAACUUGGUACAACCGCGAAUGGCUGACUACAGAGUAG